UAGCCAAUGCCGAGGCGGAUGGCACGCUAGUAAUUACACGUGAAGAGCAGCUGCAAAAGAAAGAAAGGACACGCCCCGCGCCCAGCCCACCUCUGCCUUCCACUCCCAAUCCAAAUCGAUCCCCACCUCGCAGUCGCCGCAGGGUGUCCAUCUCGCCGGCGGCGCCGCCGCCCGGAACCCACCUCCCGGUACCACGAGCUCUGACCGGGCGACCGAGCAGCCGGCGAGCCCGAUGAAGGCCUCGAUCAAGUUCCGCGACGACGACCGGCCGCUGAUGCGGGCCAAGGUUCCCGUCGGCGUGCUCGGGCUGCCGUUCCAGUCGGGCCUCGCGGCGGGCGGCGACCCGCGCGAGCUCCGCUUCGACCUCUCCACCGCCUUCGCGUCCGGCCCGGCGCUCCGCCUCUCGUACCGCCCCAACGACCCGGGCCUCCCCUUCGCGCUCGCCGUCCGCGCGGGGCUCGGCCCGCUCGGCUCCCCGGCGCGGGCGCCCUUCGUGCUCGCCGCCGAGUUCAACCUCCUCUCCUCCGACCCCUCCACGCCGGCCUUCUUCCUCCGGCUAAAGCCCCGCCUCGGCGACUUCUCGCUCUCCCACACGCUCCGCUCCGCCGCCGACGGCGCCGCCCCGGCGCCCCGUAAGGUCGGGGAGGCGCCCCCCGACGCCGACGGCCUCGGCCACGGCCGCGAGCAGGAGUUCGGCUACAGGCCGCCGUUCUCGUUCACCGGGAGCGGGCUCGCAGCGGCGGGGACCAAGAGCGGGGUCGGCGCGCUGCUGUCCGGGAUGCGGCUGACGACGCGUAGCGUGCUCCCGCUGUGGGGCAGGGCGAGCCUGCGGUUCAACUGGGGCCUGCGCGUGCCGCCGAAGCUCCUCGCGGACGGCGGCGGCGGCCGCAGCAGCAAGGGCGCGCGCGCGCCCGUCAGCAAGAUGCCGCUGCUGGUCAUGAGCAAGCUCUCCAUCGAGCAGUCCCCGCGCGCCGACGCGGGCAGAAGGAACCCCUCCCCGCUGUGCGUGGACGCGCCGGACGGCCCGGGAGACGGCGAGGCGGCGGCGUUCUCGCUGGUGAGGCGGCAGCUGGAGUCGCUGAACGUGGACAACAUGCUGCUGCGCCGCGCCGUGGAGGACCUCCGCGCCGAGAUCCGGAGCGGCAGCAGGAGGAGCACGCCCGCGGCUGUCGCCGGCGCCAGAGGCGAGGGCAGGGUGGCGGCGACCGCGCCGCCGCCGCCGCCGCCGCCGCCUUACCACGCGUUCCCCGCGAAGCCGGACCGCCCCCGGGGUGCCGCGAGGGAACCCGCGCCCGAGAAGGCGGCCGCGCCGGACGACGUGGGCGAGGAGCUCAAGAAGGCAUUGGAGGCGCGCCUGCGGUGAGCUUAGCCCCGGCGGCCAUCGCGCAGCCACGCCGGCAGGCGGCAGCUCACCGCCGCGGGCAAGCUGCAGCCCUGCUCCUAGUUUCGCGCCUACAGCUUUACUAGCUCUAGCAAUCCGCUACUAUUAGCGAUUUGAGGCUGCUCAUUUGUCCGUGCUGCUUGAUUUUAGCCAUGGUUUUUGAGCAAAUAAUGUAUUGAAGGAUGGUGGCAACUUGUGGGUGGAUUGUUCUGGUUAUUUCUGUGCUGGAUCAUGUAAGCAACUAGUUCAGCAUCACAAUCUGAAUGCGAGAACAAUGCUUAUGCCUUC
This is a messenger RNA of Panicum virgatum (switchgrass), 1669 nucleotides long. RefSeq lists its product as uncharacterized. NCBI's taxonomy places the organism in Eukaryota, Viridiplantae, Streptophyta, Magnoliopsida, Poales, Poaceae. The record is from RefSeq and is a predicted model, not a curated record. The transcript has a single exon. The coding region runs from base 233 to 1363 and encodes 376 amino acids.